AUGAUUGAUAAUAUUCCUGUAAUAUUUUGCUCUAGCCUUUCUUUGAUCGGACAGCUGCUUAUUGUUUUAUUGUUUAUGUACUCUUAAAAAUUAAGAUAAGGAUUGAUUCCUAGAAUCAUUCUAUAUCUGACAUUUAGUGGAAUACUUUAAGUAUUGAAUUUAUCAAUUAGACUAUUGGCAUUUUAUGUUCGAGUUUUGAGAAUCCAAAAUGUACUGUUUUUGCCACUUUUCGAUUGUACGGAGGAUUGA
Messenger RNA from Paramecium tetraurelia, 249 nucleotides. RefSeq lists its product as uncharacterized. NCBI's taxonomy places the organism in Eukaryota, Ciliophora, Oligohymenophorea, Peniculida, Parameciidae. The transcript has a single exon. The record is from RefSeq and is a predicted model, not a curated record.